AUGAAGGACUAUUCGCAGCGGCGGGCCUGUGCCCUGGUCGGCAUUGCGCCGCGCGUCUUCCGUUACCAGUCGAGCAGGCCGGACGAUGCCGGUCUGCGACAGCGCUUGCGGGACCUGUCAUCGGAACGGCGACGGUUCGGCUAUCGCCGCCUGCACCUGCUGUUGAAGCGCGAAGGCGUGGCGGUGAACUGGAAGAAGCUCUACCGGAUUUACAGGGAAGAGCGUCUGACGGUUCGAAAACGCGGCGGCCGCAAACGAGCCUUGGGUACGCGAGCGCCAAUGGCCAUUCCACAGGAUCCAAACCAGAGAUGGUCACUCGACUUCAUGUCGGACACGCUGGUCGAUGGACGCCGCUUCCGCAUCCUGUGUGUCAUCGACGACUUCAGCCGGGAAUGCCUGGCGACCGUCGUGGACAACUCGAUCUCGGGCGAACGUGCCGCUCGCGAACUGGAUGCGAUCGCCGAAAGGCGCGGCUAUCCCUGCAUGGUUGUCAGCGACAACGGCACGGAGCUGACCGCAAAUGCCAUGCUCGCCUGGCAGCAGAACCGCAACGUCGAAUGGCAUUACAUUGCGCCCGGAAAACCGAUGCAGAACGGCCUCGUGGAAAGCUUCAACGGCAGGCUGAGGGACGAGUGCUUGAACGAGCAUCUGUUCCGCAGCUACCGCCAUGCCCGGCAGAUCAUCGAAAAAUGGAGGAUCGACUACAAUCUCAACCGGCCACACACGAGCCUCGACGGGCUCACACCGAACGAGUUUGCAACCCGGUCCGCAAUGGACCACAACGUGAACAGGGCUAACCUAUGA
Molecule: messenger RNA, 804 nt
Organism: Effrenium voratum
Lineage: Eukaryota; Dinophyceae; Suessiales; Symbiodiniaceae
Source: the annotation of a GenBank genome assembly